AUGCUCAGCUCAAUAUUCACAGAAACUCAACAAUUUUCUCAGAAAUGCGGAAUUCAACAAGAAGUCAAAGACACAUCAAUAAGUCUUGCUGAUCAAAUUGUUAAAAAUUUACUUGAUCCAGAACAUAAUCCACCUGUUAAAGACUUUGAGGGAAUUAAAUUUGCCAAUCAAGCACUAGAUGAAGAUGAAUAUAUUUUUGUCCACGAUUUCUUUAAAGCAUCUCAUUUAGAUUUCCCAUUACAAGUUCUUAAUUUCGAAUCACAACAUCCUGGUUAUAAGUAUAACCGUAGAUCUGUUUGCGAGAGACUUGGCCUCAAUCCAAAUGAUGCAACUCCGUUAUUAGUACAAUUGAUUAAGAUUAGACAGCAAUACCAAAACCUAUGCUGA
Trichomonas vaginalis G3 is the source of this 387-nucleotide messenger RNA. RefSeq lists its product as uncharacterized. NCBI's taxonomy places the organism in Eukaryota, Parabasalia, Trichomonadida, Trichomonadidae. The transcript has a single exon. The record is from RefSeq and is a predicted model, not a curated record. The coding region runs from base 1 to 387 and encodes 128 amino acids.